AUGGUCAUGCAAAAUGGAAGGAUGAAGUGUGGUCAACGAUUCAGCAAGUUGGUAAUGAGGUGGUUGAAGGACAGGAUCCUGACAGUAACAUGGGCAGAGCUCAGGAAGAAUGAUGGGGAUCAAGAGAAGGUGAAGUCGAUAUAUAUUGGCAACCUGCCACACACUGUGACUGAAGAAAAGCUCAAGGAUAUGUUCAAGGCCUACGGAGAGGUUGAGCGGAUUGUGCUGCCACUGGGCACAGAUGGCCACAAGUACCGUGAGUAUGGGUUUGUGCACUACACUGACCGUGCCUGGGCCCUCAAGGCCAUAGAAGCAGCGGGACAGGAGAGGCCCGUACUGGAUGGCAGGGAGCUUUCGGUUGCCCUUGCAAAACCACCAGUAGUAUCUGAGCCGAGGGCGCCGGGCUUGGACAGCCGUGGUAGAGUGCCAGCCAGUGCUGGUUCAAGGGGCCCAGGUGGGCGAAAUCGGCCACUGGCACGGGCAGGCCACAGGGGCAUGGGCGGGGGUUACCCAGAUGCGUUCGAAGGGUACGGAGGGUAUGGAGGGUAUGGAGGUGGUGAAUAUGGCGGAGGCGGGUUUGGUGGAUAUGCUGCGGCAGGAGGCUAUGAGAUGGGUGGCGUCUCUUUGGUGCCGAUGUACCUUCCGAAUGGCCAGGUGGGUUUCGUGUUCCAGCAGCAGCAGCAACAGCAACAGCAACACCUCCAACAACAGCACCAGCAGCGACUGGGCCCUGCUGCUCCAUCCAGCGGUGGACCGAUAAGAAAGGGCGCUGGUCAGCAUUCGCACAGUGGUGGCCAUCGUGGGGAAAGGGGCUCGGGUGAUUACGCAGGCAGCAGCUAUGGCAGUUACGGCAGCUAUGGGUCGCAGCGCAACCAGAGGGGGCCUGGGCGGCCAUCCGGGGGAUCCUAUGGGAGCUAUGGGGGUUCCUCACGGGGCAGUGGGGGCUCAUCGCGUUACAGGCCUUACUGA
This is a messenger RNA of Ostreobium quekettii, 969 nucleotides long. Lineage: Eukaryota; Viridiplantae; Chlorophyta; Ulvophyceae; Bryopsidales; Ostreobiaceae. The record is from the annotation of a GenBank genome assembly.